AUGGCCGGUGAGACUCCGCCUCCAGCGUUUUUGACCGCCAUGGAGCAUGUCUACGGGUCAAUAAGGUCUCUAUCCAAUGCAGACGCUUCCUCAUGGACCCCACCUCCCAUGUCCGAAGGCCACAAAGGCCGCUACCUUUGGACAGACAGCUUUGGCGUCGUUAAUCUUCUGACCCUGUACAAAACGAAAAACGAUGAGCGAUACCUGUCGCUGGCUCGGCAGCUAAUCCAUAAGGUGCAUUCAAUUCUAGGUUUCACACGCGACGGGUCGGCUCGUUUGCCCGGUGCAUCCGAGGAGUGGCCUUUAAGAGGAGGCUUACGUAUUGGCAAAGAGGACGAGUCAGGACCUGACGGUGACGGCCAAUACCAUCACUACCUCACAAUGUGGAUGUUUGCCCUAAGCCGGAUGACCCUGGCUUCGGGAGAUCCGUGGUACAACGAGCAGGCUGUUUCGUUGGCCGAGACUAUUCAUCCCCGUUUUGUGUACCCAGCCCCGCACGGUUCUGGCGGGAGACCACGCAUGGUGUGGAAAAUGAGCAUGGAUCUUUCCCAUCCCCUGGUCCGCAGCGAAGGGAAUCUCGAUCCCAUGGAUGGAUUUGUUGUCUUUUCGUUACUGCGGCAGGUGGCCGCAUCGAAUAUCCUAGAGAAGGAAAUUGGGGAGUACAAACGGAUUGUCGAUACCAAAUGGAAGGGCUACAGCAGUGACGAUCCGUUAGAUCUGGGUAUGACGCUGUGGACCGCACAUUGGUUCAAAGGAGAGCAAACGUGGGCGACGGGACUCGCUGACCGGGCAGUAGAAGACUUGGAUGACCUCUUUGAGCAAGACUAUUUUGAAGUGCCAACCAGAUACCGUCUUGCUUUUCGUGAAUUUGGAACCUGCCUUGGUAUUCGGAGUCACAACCUUGGGCCAGGAUGGGACGCUCGCGCUAGGCAAAUUACCUCUGCCUGGGAAAGAGCCAAGCUGGUUCCCGAUCCUGCAGAAGAACAUAAGUCCGGUCUCAUGAAUAAGCUUUUGCCCAUCACCCUGGUCAUGUACGCUACAGCACUAUAUCCCGGAGGCUUCCGCAAAGGGUUUUUCGACUCUUAG
Messenger RNA from Xylona heveae TC161, 1086 nucleotides. RefSeq lists its product as hypothetical. The transcript has 3 exons. The coding region runs from base 1 to 1086 and encodes 361 amino acids. Lineage: Eukaryota; Fungi; Ascomycota; Xylonomycetes; Xylonales; Xylonaceae. The record is from RefSeq and is a predicted model, not a curated record. Gene Ontology annotation, biological process: carbohydrate metabolic process.